Molecule: messenger RNA, 1040 nt
Organism: Phytophthora nicotianae INRA-310
Lineage: Eukaryota; Oomycota; Peronosporomycetes; Peronosporales; Peronosporaceae
Exons: 4
Coding region: 45-599 (184 amino acids)
Biological process (GO): positive regulation of ATP-dependent activity; protein folding
Cellular component (GO): cytosol
Molecular function (GO): ATPase activator activity; protein-folding chaperone binding
Source: RefSeq, a predicted model, not a curated record
CGUGACACAAUCGAAUAUUCCAGCAAAGGAUUGAUCGGCUCACCAUGUCGGACGACGAGAAGCUCCACAGCGGCUACCACGGCUGGAUGAAGACGAUCCCCAAGACGUCGCAGGACUUCACUCCCGUGCGGAUCGACAACGCGGCGGCGGUGACGGCUCCUAUUAGUCGGAGCGACUCUAGCUCGGUCUGGAACAGUGCAGGCACUUGGGAGGAGCGCGACAAGUCCGAGUGGGCUCGCGAGCGGCUCAAACAUCACAUCCUUGAGUCAUUUAGCUUCGAGGACGAAGCACAGGGACUGUCCAUCAAGGCCACGUCCUUUGCACGCUGCGACGGUGAGGCCAAGAUUGUCUUUAGUCGCGGCAAGAAGCGCUGCGGCUAUGAGCUGUCCGUUAAGUUCGCAUGGGAGAGUGGCGAUGAUGUAUCGGGUCACGUCGAGCUGCACGACUUCGACGACACGAGCGGUGAAGAUUACGAGGUGCUCGUCACGACGAACGGUAGUGGACAGCGCGCACUAGCAGCCAAGAAGUUGGUGAUUGGCAAGGAGCCCGAGCUGCGCAAGCUGCUUGCUCUUUGGAAGCAGGAGCUGUUGCAGCAAUAAAUCAAUACAUUUGUGUACACCUGCGCGUGUGCGUCAUUCAACACGACUAAAAUGCAUGUGGACUACUGUCUAUCGGCGACGUGGAGGCACCAAUGAUUCCUUUCGGAUGCUGACAAGAGACUGCUCCAUGAGACUCGAUAGAUCUGCCAUGGCGUUGGAUGCUCGUCGCGACUGUGGAUACAUCAUGCGGUAUGAUGCGUCUGAGUCCUCUUCCGUUCCCAUAGACGAUGACGACAUGUGCAAGUUCGUCUUUGAUGAUACUCCAGUGCCACCGUUCUUCAUGGCUAACUUGGCUUUCCUUUUCCACUUACUGACCUGUAUCACACAAACAAUUAACAAUCUGCCUAUUAAAAUAGUCGGUAAAUACCUACAGUUUCUCGAAGUUCAUCAGUCUCUUUGUUCAGCUUUUGCUGCGCUUCUUUCAAUUCGUCUUCAGUGCGU